Molecule: messenger RNA, 8145 nt
Organism: Rattus norvegicus (Norway rat)
Lineage: Eukaryota; Metazoa; Chordata; Mammalia; Rodentia; Muridae
Source: RefSeq, a predicted model, not a curated record
CGAGCGCGGGGAGCCAGAGCGCGCGGGCGCCGGCAGGCUGGCCGAGCUCCGUUUCCACAGUCGCCCUUGAUGGCGGCGCAGGCGAGGCAGCCGUGGCACGGAGCGGCAGCCACGCGCUAGAGAGUCCGCCCGGCCCCGCCCGGCCGGCCCGCCCGUGCCCUGCCCUGCCCGCCUCUCUCCACGCGCCCUCCGGCAGACGUCGGCGCCCCGGCUCAGUCCCUCGCCGCGUGCAGCUCCGCCGCCUCCGGGCCGGCAGGGAGGGCACUGAUCUUCGAUCGCGAAGAUGGCUGCUGGCUGCCUGCUGGCCUUGACUCUGACACUUUUCCAAUCUUGGCUGAUCGGCCCCUCGAGCGAGGAGCCCUUCCCUUCGCCCGUCACUAUCAAGUCAUGGGUGGAUAAAAUGCAGGAAGACCUUGUCACACUGGCAAAGACAGCAAGUGGAGUGACUCAGCUUGCUGACAUUUAUGAAAAAUACCAAGAUUUGUAUACUGUGGAGCCAAAUAAUGCACGCCAACUGGUUGAAAUUGCAGCUAGAGACAUUGAGAAACUUCUGAGCAACAGAUCUAAAGCCCUGGUGCGCCUGGCUAUGGAAGCAGAGAAAGUCCAAGCCGCCCACCAAUGGAGGGAAGAUUUUGCAAGCAACGAAGUUGUCUACUACAACGCUAAAGACGAUCUUGAUCCUGAAAGAAAUGAGAGUGAGUCAGGCAGCCAACGGAUUAAACCUGUUUUCAUCGAAGACGCUAAUUUUGGACGCCAGAUAUCCUAUCAACAUGCAGCGGUCCAUAUUCCCACGGACAUCUAUGAGGGCUCAACCAUAGUGUUAAACGAACUCAACUGGACAAGUGCCUUAGAUGAAGUUUUCAAAAGAAAUCGAGAUGAAGACCCUACAUUGCUGUGGCAAGUGUUUGGCAGCGCCACCGGCCUGGCCCGAUAUUAUCCAGCUUCUCCGUGGGUGGAUAACAGCAGAACUCCAAACAAGAUCGAUCUCUACGAUGUACGCAGAAGACCAUGGUACAUCCAGGGAGCUGCAUCCCCCAAAGACAUGCUCAUUCUGGUGGACGUGAGUGGAAGUGUGAGCGGAUUGACUCUGAAACUCAUCCGGACAUCUGUCUCUGAGAUGUUAGAAACCCUUUCCGAUGAUGAUUUCGUGAAUGUAGCUUCAUUUAACAGCAAUGCUCAGGAUGUGAGUUGUUUCCAGCACCUGGUUCAAGCGAAUGUAAGGAACAAGAAGGUGCUGAAGGAUGCGGUGAAUAACAUCACAGCAAAGGGGAUAACAGAUUACAAGAAAGGCUUUAGCUUCGCGUUUGAACAGCUACUUAAUUAUAAUGUUUCCAGAGCCAAUUGUAAUAAGAUCAUCAUGUUAUUCACGGAUGGAGGAGAAGAGAGAGCCCAGGAGAUAUUUGCCAAGUACAAUAAAGACAAAAAAGUCCGCGUGUUUACAUUUUCUGUUGGUCAACAUAAUUAUGACAGAGGACCUAUUCAGUGGAUGGCUUGUGAAAACAAAGGUUAUUAUUAUGAGAUUCCCUCUAUUGGUGCAAUAAGAAUCAAUACUCAGGAAUAUCUAGAUGUUCUGGGAAGACCAAUGGUUUUAGCCGGGGACAAAGCAAAGCAAGUCCAGUGGACAAAUGUGUAUUUGGAUGCUCUGGAGCUGGGACUUGUCAUUACUGGAACUCUACCGGUCUUCAACGUCACUGGCCAGUCUGAAAAUAAGACUAACUUGAAGAACCAGUUGAUUCUUGGUGUGAUGGGCGUUGAUGUGUCUCUGGAAGAUAUUAAGAGAUUGACACCACGUUUUACACUGUGCCCCAACGGUUACUAUUUUGCAAUCGAUCCUAAUGGUUAUGUCUUAUUGCAUCCAAAUCUUCAGCCAAAGCCUAUUGGUGUGGGUAUACCGACAAUUAAUUUAAGAAAAAGGAGACCCAACGUUCAGAACCCCAAAUCUCAGGAGCCGGUCACACUGGAUUUUCUCGAUGCUGAGUUAGAGAAUGAUAUUAAAGUGGAGAUUCGAAAUAAAAUGAUAGACGGAGAAAGUGGAGAAAAAACAUUCAGAACUCUGGUCAAAUCUCAAGAUGAGAGAUAUAUUGACAAAGGAAAUCGAACAUACACAUGGACACCUGUCAAUGGCACAGAUUACAGAGUCUCUCCGUAUAUCCAUUGGCUGUCCUGGAACUCACUUUGUAAACCAGGUGUCCUUGAACUGAGAAAUCUGCCUGCUUUGCCUCCGGAUUCCUGGAAUUAAAGACAUGUUCUACCAUGCCCAGCUACUCUGCUGUCUUGCAGUAAAUCUUCUCAGCAUUUCCGGCUUACUCUUUGGUCCUGUACCCCACAACUUUGUAAUAGUAAAAUGUUUCUUGUUACUCAUUAUCUUCUUGGAAAAUCUUAUUUUUCAAUUUCAUAUCAUCAAACCACACCUUUCAUCCAACCUUCCUUCAUGAUACGAGGCUGUCUUCAUUCUCCCUCAUUUUCACCUUCCUCCAUUCACAGAGAUCUGUCUGUCACUGUUUAAGACAAAUCCAUGUGUAAAGCAAAGCAAGAUGCAUUUGCUGCAAUAAAUAUUAAAAUACACUAAGAGCAGCAGGUCAAUCAUUUAUCAUUAUACUUCAUACACUUAAAGUUAGUCUCUCAAUUUCUAUGUUUUAAUUCAUGGGCUAAUACAGACAGUUGGCAAAUGGAUAAGUCUGUAAGCCACAUUUAUGUAGUACUAAGAAAGAUGACUCUCCAUUUCUCAAUCUCCUCUUUUCUAAUGAGCUCAUAAUCUUCUUUAUAGUCAGUGAGUUCAAAGUCAUCUGCAGCUUGUACAUCUCCUCUACCCCGGCUUUAUAUCCUUCAAAUCAUUUCCAAUACCCCACCUAAUACUUCACCUAACCAACCCUGACAGCCUUUAAGAGGGCAUGGAAAUCUUGACAACAACAACAAAAAAAAUUCAGGAUGCUUCUAUAAGUCUUUUGAUGGCUUAUUUUUCUCUUCAAAUCCAUAAAUUCUCUGUGUAUUUUCUCUUGGGAGGUUUUAUUUUCUUCAGUUCUGUGGUCAAGGAAACUCUCACCAUCAUACACAACUGCUUAACUGUGUACCUCUAUGUUUUCUCUUUAGUUCUACUCUCAGCACAGAAAAGGACCAUACUUGAUUUUAAUUGUUUAUAUGACUCUACUCAAAUACCAUAACUGGCAGCUCAUUACAUAUAAUAGACAAAGUCUAGCAAGGCAUUGGUUCCCUAACCCUUCUGUUCUCUUUCACCACUAGAUUUCUCAAUUUACUGUUCAUAUGCUCAGCUGAACACCUUCUGAUUGAGCCUACACUCUCAUUGCAGACACAACUAGCUCUCUGCACCAAGCCUUUGUUCCCUAAUCCACUGAACCUCUUGCUCAUUCCUCAUCUAGAUAAUGCCUUUCCUUCCUCUUCAGAAAGACGUUUCUAACAUAUUUGGUUAAAAUACUGUGUUAUCCCCCUUUAGGUCACCUAACGCUCAUUUGCAUUUUUGCAUUUCUAUGGGAACAUAUGUACAUGAGGCUUAUAGAGAGACAUUUAACUCUGUGGAUUACUGUUUUCUUAAGUUCUAAGAAGACAGAGGUAGAUGCUGCCUAACUAACCUCUGAAUUCCAUGCACAUAAUACAGUGCACAUAGUACAUACUUUCUAAAGAAGUGCAAAACUGAAGAAUCUCAAUUGGAAGAAAUAAAUUUUCAUUUUUACAAAAUUUUCAAUGUUUUAUCUUGUCAAAUUCUUAAAAUUAUAACCCAGAAUUUGUCACAAAUAUUCUCCUGUGUACUUUGGCUAUGCAUUUGUUCCCAAUUAAUAUGAAUCCUAAUUAAUUAGUUGUGCCACACUCAGACACAGCUAUAUCUUGUUAUUGUUGUUGUUGCUGUAUUUUUAUAAGUCCUCAGUUUAAAAACAUCAUACACAUAAUCUCGUAGGAAAGCCUUUCAGUGUCAGAGAUGUCUGAAAGCUACAGUGUUGUUGUUAUAGGAACCUAUAUCCUUUUGUUCUUGGGGUGACACAUAGAAUGUAGAAGAAAACACAAUGCUUAUGUUUUGAGAUAUUAUAUCACAGCCCUCUGGUUUUCUUAGUUGUGGAUUACUCUUUGUUACUAUUAUACUUAAUUAUAGUCUAGAUUAUAUUUAUAAUUACUGCUAAUUAUUUCACUCCCUUCCAUCUACCAAUUAGAUUAUAAAUCUAACAUUUAAAGUUAAUAAGUUUCCCCAUCUGAUUAUUUCUAUCUUUCAGGCUUUUUAAAUAAACCUUUAAAAGGCCAUGAAGGUACAAGACAUUAGGAAUCUCUGUCAUUACUUAAUAAUGACUUCAUUAUAAAACAGAAAUACUUGAAUACUUGUUGCACUGGGUGGAAAUAUGGUUUCUGCCUUCUGUGCUCAGAUAACCAAAGCGUAGAAACACUUAAUCUUUUUGACCAGGACAAUGAGUCAGCCAUGUCAGUUACUUUUACUUCAGUGCCAAGGCUACCUCUGUAGUUCUCUAAAUUUGGGGGUCCUGUUUGUUUUUAGUUCCUUGUGGAUGCUUUGUCCCCCUCAACUCCCCCCAGACCCAUCUCCUGCUUCCCUAACCAUCCAGUCUAUUUUAGGAUGUGUUACCUUCCAUAGAAUUUUGGUAGUCUUACUAGGGGCUACCAUCCUAGAAAACUCAUCCUUCCUUUUCCAACAGCAAUUAUUCUCUAACUCUAAACUAGGCCUGGGGUUGUGUGCACAUCUCCUUUCAUCAUGCUGGGGUCUUGUCUGGCUUGUGCGUGUAAAGGUCCUGUGCAAUCGAUGGAACUGCUAUAAGUUCCUAUGUGCAGUGGAACAUAGAGAACAGUCUUCAUGUAGUCAUCCACCACACCUGACUCUUACUGCUCUCUCUUCUACAUUGAUCACUGAACCUUAGGGUGUAAUAUAGAUAUCCCACUUAAGGCCAAGAAUCCUGAAAUCUCUGAUUUUCUGCAUCUUAGUCACCUGUGUGUGGGUCUCUGUGAUAGUCACUGUCACAUGCAAAUAGAGGCUCCUCUGAAUAAGGUUAAGAGAUGUGUUAAUCUGUAGGUAUAGUGAGAAGUCACCAGUAGUUGGUUUAAUGUUUUGCAUAUUUAACAAAAUAAUAGUAGGUUGUUCUCUUGGUUUCUAUGAUCCAUCUAUUCAUUGGGUCUUGGCCCAAAAAUGGUACAAGGUAUGAAUGUCAUCUGGAGUUGGCCUAAUCCCCAAACCAAAAGUAGUUGAUUACUUCUAGGUUGCUUGUGCCACCAGGGGCCUAUGUUGACAGCUAAUCAUUCCUGUAGCUUACAAUGUUCACAGGUAGACAGGAGUUGGUAAUUGUUUCACAAAUGGCCUCUUCACUCAAACAUUCCUUACCAUAUCCAGGAGCAAGGCACAGUAUGAGUAAUGUUUUACUCAAUUUGGAUCUCACACUUUGCUCACAGAUAUUCAUGAAGGCGAUUGAGAAGGUGUUUGACACCACCCAUUUCUUUGUUUUUUAUUAAUCAUUUUAUUUGUUUACAUUUCAAAUGGUAUCUCCCUUCCCAGUUACCCUUCCACAAACCCCCUAUCCCUUCUCCCCUCUCCCCCCUCCUUUUUGUCUCCAUGAUGGCACUCCUCCACUUACUCACCCACUCCUGCCCCAAUGCUUCAGCAUGUUCCUAUGCUAGAGCAUCAGUCUCCAUAGGAUCCCAUUGAUGUUAUAUAAGGCUAUCCUCUGCUACAUAUGCAGUUGGAGCCAUGGGUCUGUCCAUGUGUACUCUUUGGUUGGUGGUUUAGUCCCUGGGAGCUCUGGGUGCCACCCAUUUCCAAUACAGCCCAUCUGCUCUGCCAUUUUGCUGAUUCUGCAAUACACUGUGCUCUGAAGGAGCCAUGGUAUCCUCACUUUGCAUGCUUUCCUCACAUAGUCUUGUCCCAGUCUCUAAUGUUGGCCUCAAUUACAUGUACACCCUAAUGUCUGGGCUGAUAAAUUCACAAAUGACAAAUAAGUAACAUGUUCUAUCUAAAGAUGUCUAAUUUGAUUAAAUGAAUGGCAUGACAUACCAGUUUCAGACACAGGUGGUUUCUGUUUUCCUAAACUUAAGUGACACAUUUUAAAAUCUAAAAAAAAAAAUAACUUCUUUUACAGAGCACACUAUUUUCUAAAGAGACAUACUUUGAUGGGGAUAAACAAUUUGAGUUGAAAACUAUAACUGUGUUAUAGUCUGUUUAAUUCAGUUAACUACGUUUAUGUGAGUCACCAAACUAUUGCUUGGGCUCCAACAUCCAUCCCAUGUCACUUGCUUUAUUAAACUCUAAUCACCGAGAGAAAAUAAAGAAGCCUUGUUGUAUUGGGUUCAUGUUAUGAGAUCAAGCAGUCUGUGCAUUUGACAGUAUUGUUGCUUUGGAAUGUUGGUAAAGAUCUUAUCUGCAGUAUGUGGAAGAAACAACUGCUGGGUUGACUUAGAAAUACAUACAACUAUUUUUCUACAGAAUGAUUUGUGACUAUGAGUAACACUGUCAGUCUUACAGGCCAGUACAUCAUGCAUUUAAUGUGCCAACUUUAACGCUUCCAUUGGGAUCCUGGUGGGUUGCUACACUGCUUUUAGUGGUGCCUAACAUGUAACUGAAGCUUAUAGGGAGACACUGUAGCAUUCGAAUGAUACAGUGUUACCAGCUUUAAUUAGAAGUUCCUGACGAUGAUAAAUGCUGAUGGAGCAAUAAAAAUGCCCUAAUUCCCCUUGAGAGAAAUUUGUAGCAGGCAGUUUUUAAAUACUCAGUAAUUCGGUUCUUCUGUAAAUGGCAAGUGAAUCAUGAAAGGUCAUCUAGCUUGCAGAAGAGUUGUGCUGCUUAUUUUAAUUUUAAUCUCUGCCUCCACUUGAAGUUACUUAUAAAAUAAAUGCAGAAAUUUCCAUGAGAUCUACAUAACAUUUUAGUUCCCUGACCUUUUCCCAUAAGCAGAGUCUAUGAAUUUCUUAAUGGUGGUGAGUUUGUAAAUUGAAGGCAGCAAGCAUGCACUCCUUUUUGUUGUCUUUAUUGCAAAAUUAAAAUUUUGAAAGUAAACCUUUGCAUGUGAACAGGUAUCCAGGGAAAUUUUAACAUUUACAUUCAUAAGUCUGAAAUUUUCUAUUUGUUGUGUGUUACACAUUGUCUAUCAGUAACGUGUAAUAACAUUGUAGUUUGGAUUUCUAUUCCCAUAUCUGUAGACACAGAUAGAUGACUUAAAGGAUCUAUUUACAAGUGCAUAACAAUAUUCAAAUUCCUAGAAAGGAACGUACUUUCUGACUUUUCACUAAUAUUUGGGGUAGCGUUAAAAGCAUGUUAAUCAAGAAUUACUUUUUGCUCAUAGUUUCAUUGGCCAUCUUAGAAAUAGGCACAAUUCUUGCCUCCAUUUACAUUCGUGGCAUAUCAAAUGUGGACAAAUUAUCAUUUGUAUGUCUUACUUGUAUAUAUUAGCUAAAUUAGAAAGAGAAGUUUAUUUCUGACAACUGCCUAAUCUGAAUUAAAAACUCUAAUAUAGUCAUCAGAUGCUCUAUAAAUUAGGAACUUCUAAGGGUAUAAGUUUGCCUACCUGACAGCUUCUUGGGAGGACUCUUCCAAACAAGGUGAGUGACAGGCCUAUUUAACAGUCUUUGUGACUAAAACAUAUUGAAGUUGGCAUAAGAUUCCAGUGGUGGCUAUGGUAACUCUCUAAUUUUAAUUAUGGUUGGUUCAAAGCAUUCAACAUUAUGCAUAAUAAAGAGAAUAUAUCCAACUGGUAUAAUAUUUUCUUUGUUUAAAUUUAAACCUUGUUCCUUUUCCUUUUUUUGCCCAAAUCUGGAACAUGUAAUGACAAUGUCUGGAAAGGUACCAAGGAUGAAGGGCAUUUCUCCAAAGCUAUCUUAUGGCUACAUUAGGUAGCCUGUUACCUCCUUGCCUCUUAAGUCCGCAUCCUGUAGAGAGCUGGCUGACACUGUUUAGCAAGGUGGAAAUUAAGAAUUAUAUUUGUUGAAUGCAUUUACCUGUCAGAAUAACAUGUCCUCUCCUUGGCAUGAGGAAGGUCUUUGGAUUUUCCCAUGAACUUGAUGUGUCUUUUUUUUUUAAGUUAUGCUUCAUUUUUGUGUGUUUGUGUUUAUGCUUCUCUUGUUUCUAUUGCAGUUUGGCCUUGGUAUUGCCAACCUACAGUUUUUACUAUAUAAAAGCCAAAAUAGAAGAGACAAUAACUCAGGCCAGAU